AUGUUUUCAACCCCUCAACCUUACAAUAAAAAGUGCUAUUGCGCUGGAUGUAGUCAGAACGAACUAGUCUAUAGUUUUGUAGCCGGAAGAACUGCUCAGCGCCAUAACAAAAGAGCAAGAUUAGAUGCUAUAAGAUGUGAAAGUGAAUCUUCUGCCCAUAGAAAUUCGAUGGAGGUUGAUGUUGAACGAACCCCAGUGUCUGACGAUGAGAAUGUUCCAGUUACGAAUGAGGAGAUUCACAACAGCAAAGACAAUGGCGAUGAAAACAAAGAAAACAAUAAUGAAGAUGUUGUUAAGGUGGAGGUCGAGGAAUUUGUUAAUGAAGGUUGGUGUUGUGCUAUGGAAGAAAGAAAAAUUUGA
Phycomyces blakesleeanus NRRL 1555(-) is the source of this 360-nucleotide messenger RNA. RefSeq lists its product as hypothetical. The transcript has 3 exons. Bases 1 to 360 code for a protein of 119 amino acids. The record is from RefSeq and is a predicted model, not a curated record. NCBI's taxonomy places the organism in Eukaryota, Fungi, Mucoromycota, Mucoromycetes, Mucorales, Phycomycetaceae.